UCCCAACCAAAACCCUCGAACAUCUCACUCCCCGAAGCCAACCCCUCUCCACCGCCGCACGCAAAAAAGAAAAACCCUCGCUCUCUCUCCCUCUCUCAACCUUCGUCGUCGGCGAUAUCCGAGCUUCCCGAUGAGCGGCAGCGCCUUCAACGCGUUCAAAACCCUAGCUCCGAUCGAGUGGAGCCCUCGCCUCUACAUCACCCUCGUCCGCGGCCUCCCCGGGACUCGGACUCUCGAGGCGAUGCGCCUCAGACGAUGCCAUCGCACCGUCGCCCAUCGCAACACCCCGUCUCUCCUCGGAAUGCUCAAUCAAGUUAAGAGAUUGGUUGUGGUGGAGACGGAGGCGAUGUACGAUGCACGGAAGCAGAAGGGGGAGGAGAAUAGGGCACCGAGGCCUCCUCUUGUGGUUAGCCAUUCUCCUCCUCCUGCAAAUGGUUCGACUCAGUAGGAAAAAGGCUACCUGAAGACGUAAAUGCAUACAGGAAUUCGUUGCAGUUUCAUGCUUGUGGUUUCUAUGGUCAAAUGGAAGAUCCUUUUCUUUUCAUGUGUGUAACGCUAUAUAUCUUUAUGUAGGAAAUCUUUGAUGCCUAGUCUGUAGCUGACCUUUUAUUUUGGUAGUGAUCUGCAAAUCUGCUUCAACUGAGACGAGCAUGUGUAAUGUUAUUCCAAUUUAUGUCAUCUGUUGAAGGUUUUUAUGCCCCGGUCCCUGCGAAUAAAGCUCUGUGCGCUAUGAAUGUAUUUCA
Molecule: messenger RNA, 743 nt
Organism: Asparagus officinalis (garden asparagus)
Lineage: Eukaryota; Viridiplantae; Streptophyta; Magnoliopsida; Asparagales; Asparagaceae
Biological process (GO): translation
Cellular component (GO): large ribosomal subunit; mitochondrion
Molecular function (GO): structural constituent of ribosome
Source: RefSeq, a predicted model, not a curated record